This is a messenger RNA of Oryzias latipes (Japanese medaka), 1956 nucleotides long. NCBI's taxonomy places the organism in Eukaryota, Metazoa, Chordata, Actinopteri, Beloniformes, Adrianichthyidae. The record is from RefSeq and is a predicted model, not a curated record.
AUGCAGGUUUCUGUCCAGGAAAAGGAAAACUUGACCAAACAUUUGCAAGCCUUACAGAACAAAGAGUCCUCUCUGCAAAAUGCUGGUUCCAAGCUAACAUCUAAGAUCAACAGGCUGAAGAAAGAAAAGAAAAAGUACGACUUGAUGAUACAGGAACUGGAGGCGGAACAAAGGAUUCUUGAAGAGAAGAGGAGACAAAUUCAGGAGCUGGAGGAAGAUCAUGAGGAGAUAAAAGAGACUACGAAAGCUUAUAAGCUUAAGGUUAGCCAAAUGAAAGAAAGAAAUGUGGCUCUUUCCGAGGAACUCCAUAAAACCCAAACUGCUGUUAAAAGCAAAGAAAAUGCUGAAGCAGAAUUGUUGGCGUUACGGAACGAAAAAAGUCUUCACAAGAACGACAAACUCAGGCUCCAGCAGGAGAUUCAAAAAUUGAAGAUGGAGAACGGUGUCCAGAUGCACAGCAUGAGUGUUGAGAGGGACGCUUUGGAGCUAAAAAUCCAGAAAGAAAAAGAGGCCAUCCAACACACACAACAGGAAGUCUGCGCUCUGCAACGGGACCUUCAGGUGAAGCAGGAUGCUCUUCAGCACAAAGAAGAACUGGAGGAAGAACUGUCCGAACUGAAGGCGCAGAGAAAAGAUGCUCAGAACUCAAGUUUCAAGCUGAGGUGUGAAUUACAGAAGCUUCAAAAUACUGGUGGCGACUGCAAAUUACUGAAGCACGAACUUGAGGUGGAAAAGACGAUUCUUUACGUCAAAAGGCAGAAAUUGAAAACUUUCAAAAGAGAAUAUGAAGAUGUUACCACAGAUGUGGAGAAGGAGAAACGAGACAUUGACACACUCAGGACUGAAAACCAGGCUCUGCUGGGAGAAAUCCAAGCUUUAGAAAGAGUUGUGAAAAGGAAGGCCGAGGCAGAAGCAGAGCUGGGUGGUUUGAGGAACGAAAGCUCCCGUCUUAAAAACAGCGUACAAAGACUGAAAGUAGAGAUUCAAAUGAAAAAGGCUGAGCUUCAGCGUCAUUCUAACCUCAUUUGGGAAGGAACUGUCAGCUCGUCGGAUCCACAAGCUCUGUUAGGGGCAGUUCGAGAAGAACAGCGUGCUGUCGAGCUUUUAAAAAGGGAAGCCACAUACCGGAAGACUCAACUUCAUGAAUUGGAACUAUCUUCAACAUUCCAAGGAGGUUUGAGAGGAGAACUGAGGGGCCUGUUGGCUCAGAAAAAGUCAGCAGAGGAAAAUAAUUCCAGGCUGAAAAAGAAAAUCCGACAACUCCAAGAGGAACACAAAGAGGUGAUCGAAAUACGAGGAGAAGUUGUGGCACAAAGCAAGGCUCUGGAUGCUUUGAAUGCAGAAGAAAAGGAGUUGGAGGAAGCUUAUAACAGCAUCAAGGCUGAUAUCGUGGCUCUUGGAUACGGCAAAGGUCAACUGGAACUUGAAAAAGAGGUCCUGUCGGGGCAAAUCCAGGAGAAAAAGAAGGUUUUGCAAAAGAAGGGCGAGGUAGAAGCUGAGCUGUGUGCUCUGAAGGAAGUUAGCAGUUCUCUCAAAGACGGCAUAGAACUGAUCAAACAGGAGAUUGAAAGAGAAAAGGCUGAAUUUGAGCGGAUCAGUGAGUCUAAGGAGCUUCCUGACACACUGAUCUCAACUUUGACGAAGAAAGUUUGGGAAGAAAAGUUUGCCGUUGAAAAUUUAGAACAGGAAGCUGACGUUCUCAAGCGCAAGCUCCAAGACCUGAAAGUUUCUGUUCAGCAAAAACAAGGCGUAGAAAAUGAGCUGCGUCAGGUUUCUGCACAGAAACGGUCGGCGCAAGACAAUAUUUCAGAGAUGGAGCGUGAAAUCACCAAUCUUCAGAGCACGCUCCAUCAAUACGAUAAGAUCAAUGCUGAAGUUCUGUCAGAAAGCAAGACUCUAUGCUUUGCAUCAGCGACAAAGGGAGUUGGAAAAAGAACAGGAGAGCAUCCAGGCUGA